Molecule: messenger RNA, 339 nt
Organism: Hyaloscypha bicolor E
Lineage: Eukaryota; Fungi; Ascomycota; Leotiomycetes; Helotiales; Hyaloscyphaceae
Exons: 1
Coding region: 1-339 (112 amino acids)
Molecular function (GO): oxidoreductase activity, acting on CH-OH group of donors
Source: RefSeq, a predicted model, not a curated record
AUGGAUCUCGAGAUUAUUGCGAGACAUAUCCAGCUUUUAUCCAAACUGCUGAGUGUAGAGCCACUUUCUGAAGUUUUCAAGGAAGGGGGGAAGAGGAUCCCAGUUCAUGCGUUUAAGACUGGUGGAGGGAAAGUGAUCGGUCUCGAGGAAGCGAAGAGUAUUACGCGGGAGCAGCUGAUGAGCAAUUAUCACCCGAUGGGGUCGUGCAUGAUGGCGCUGAGAGAGAAAGGAAGUGUGGUGAGUGAGACGUUGAAGGUUUAUGGCUUGAAGGAACUGAGUGUCCGAAGGGGAAUAUUAUUACGAGUGUUUACGCGACGGCGCAGAAGGCGAGUAAUUUGA